Molecule: messenger RNA, 1215 nt
Organism: Phoenix dactylifera (date palm)
Lineage: Eukaryota; Viridiplantae; Streptophyta; Magnoliopsida; Arecales; Arecaceae
Product: BOI-related E3 ubiquitin-protein ligase 1-like
Molecular function (GO): ubiquitin-protein transferase activity
Source: RefSeq, a predicted model, not a curated record
CGCCCCCCGUCUGAUCCAACUGCAACUCCUCCUCUCCGUUUCCAUCUCCUGGUCCUCCUCCUCCUCCUCCUCCUCCUACUCUCUCUCUCUCUCUCUAUAUAUAUAUAUAUAUAUAUUUCUUGUCUAUCUACUUGCUCUUGUCUAGCUUUUAGUUUGUUUUUGCUCUUCCGGUUCUGUUUUGAUGGCCGUGGAAGCGUCGCUUCCCCUGACCUGCAACGGGGGAGUGGAGUGGAUGGAAGGUGGGUUGUUGCCUUCUGAGUGCUAUCAGCCUUACCAGCAGCAACAGCAGCAGAUGAUGAUGGGUUGGUUUUCUUCUCCUCCACCAUCGAUGACGGUUGCUUCGCCUUCCAUUUCCCUCACCAAUCGCUAUCUUUCCAUGGAUGAGUCUUUGACCAACCUGUUGGAGAUACAGAGGAACGAGAUGGAUCAGUACCUUCGCCUCCAGAGCAACCGGCUGAGAGCGGCGCUCCACCUGCAGAGGAAGCAGCACAUGGCCUCGCUUCUCCGGAGCCUCAAGUCGAAGGCCUCCUUCCUUCUGAGCCAGAAAGAAAGCGAGCUGACGAAAGCGCGGAAGCGAACGAUGGAACUGGAAGCGUGCCUCAGGAGAGCAGAGGAGGAGAGGGAAACGUGGCGGAGGAUCGCCAGGGAGAACGAGGCCUUGGCCAUGUCUCUGAACCACACUCUGGAUCAAGUCCGAGAACCCUGCUUCUCCUCCACCGGCGGCUUCUCGACGGAGGUGGAGGCCGUCGCCUCGUGCUCUGGCGACCCAUUGGCGGUGGAAGAACCGAGGGCGGGCAUGGGGAUGGGGCUGUGCAAGGCGUGCGGGUCUCGAGAAUUGCGCGUGCUGCUGCUUCCCUGCAGGCACCUCUGCGCGUGCGAGCGCUGCGAGGCCUUCCUCGAUGCCUGUCCCCUCUGUGGUUCCGUGAAGGAACGCAGCGUUGAGGUCUUCUUAGUCUGAGGGCAGAGGAAAAAUAAAACAUGGAAACAGAGAUAAACAGGAUGGAAGAAUACAGAGAGAGCCAGGGUGGAAGAAGAAAACGACAAGACUUCAGAUUGAACGACGACACCAUUUUGAUGACAUUAAUUUCUUUCUUUCUGUCAGUGGUUUCUUCCGGUUGGAGGACUCCACUCUCUGCAUGAAUUAAGAGCGAAGGAAAGACGAAGUGAAUGAACCUCUGUUUUUUUUUUUUUUUUACCAUGUUAAUUUUGAAUGCC